CACCACUUUUACUUUCGCCCCCAUCAUCAUUUCUCACUCACCCAACCCAAAAAAGACCAACAAACACCAAAAUGCUGAUCUACCAGGACGUCCUUACCGGUGACGAGAUGAUCUCUGACGCCUUCCCUAUCAAGGAGAUCGGUGACAUCGCCUACGAGGUUGACUGUGCCAACAUCAUCAUCAAGGAGGGUGAUGUUGACAUUGGAGGUAACCCUUCCGCUGAGGAGGCCGCCGAGGCCCUUGAGGAGGGUGCCCAGCAGGUCAACAACGUUGUCCACUCUUUCCGACUCCAGUCCACUUCUUUCGACAAGAAGUCUUACCUUACCUACCUUAAGGGCUACAUGAAGGCCAUCAAGUCUAAGCUCCAGGAGUCCAACCCCGACCGAGUUGCUGCUUUCGAGAAGGGCGCUCAGGAUUUCGCCAAGAAGAUUGUUGCCAACUUCAAGGACUACGAGUUCUACAUCGGAGAGAGCAUGAACCCCGACGGCAUGGUCUGCCUCCUUAACUACCGAGAGGACGGUGUCACCCCUUACUUCACCAUGUGGAAGGACGGCCUUAAGGAGAUCAAGAUCUAAGCGCGAAUUAUUAUAAAUUUGGUUGUUUUUAUUAUACGGCGCUGAGGCUUAUGCAUAUUCAUGCAUGAUAAUAUUCCGUGCAUAAAACGAAUUUGUAAUGAAAACAUUGGAGCAUUUGUUGGGUACUUGUUUUAUAUAAUUGCCCCCCGAAGGCGUCCGUCGUCGGAGAAAAAAAAACGAAAAAGUCUGAGCAUCGCUAGUUUGUAUAGGUCCCCUACUCCUUGCACUAUGCACGAACUUCUACGCCUGGUCCCUAUAUUAACUCGAAGAUGUUCUAUCAACUUGCACGUCUUGCCAAACUCUUGCUUUCAAACACAUUUGAACCUGACGUCGCUCGUCUCCGAUAAGGCCAACCUCUGCUGCGUGUUGUUGUAGAACGCGAAUUUACGGCUUCCAUCGUCAAAGACACUUCAAAAGAUACAUUUCUAC
Molecule: messenger RNA, 1004 nt
Organism: Cryptococcus deneoformans JEC21
Lineage: Eukaryota; Fungi; Basidiomycota; Tremellomycetes; Tremellales; Cryptococcaceae
Product: cytoplasm protein, putative
Exons: 6
Coding region: 72-575 (167 amino acids)
Cellular component (GO): cytoplasm
Molecular function (GO): calcium ion binding
Source: RefSeq, a predicted model, not a curated record